AUGGUAUAUGUUGACAUGAAUGUGCGCCCAACAGCUCGGGUUUCAGUAGGCGAAGUGCAGCGAUUGGGCUACGCAAUUGUGUGCGUUAAUGUGGACUGCGAAAUCAACAAAAAGCCUGAUCCCGCGGCAAUGCUGCCAGAUUUGCCACAAGUAGCGCAGAAGGAUAAGAGCAAAAAGUCUGCAAAGAGAGCUCAGAAGUAUACAGCUGUACUGGACAGUGGUCUAAAGUUGAUAGAUGGGAAAUUCUCUGAUGAUAAGGAGCUGACGAGGCAGCGCAAACGCAUCACGCUAAAGCUGGAGGAAAUGUCGGACGCACAAAAAUUGAUGACAUCGGAUGUGGUUAAAGAUUACGAUGUUGUAGCCGCCGAAGCUUUGACUCCUAAGGUGUUUCAGUACUUGUGUGAGCAAGCCGACAUUGAUCUCAUCACGUUUGACGUUACUAACCGGCUUCCUUUUCAGCUGAAACGGCCAUGGAUCACCACCGCUAUGAAGCGUGGUCUUUACUUCGAGAUUACAUACACACCUUGUCUGGGUGAUACUGCUGGACGUCGCUAUUUUUUUUCUAAUGCAAGCAAUCUAGUACGGCUCACGAAUGGCAAAAAUCUGGUGUUAUCUAGCGCUGCGGCUCGCGAUAUUCUACUCCGUUCACCUUACGAUGUCUUAAACAUUGGCCUUUUGAUUGGACUGAAAUAUGGUCAAGCUCUGGACGCCAUAUCCACAUCUUGCCUAGCUGUUCUAGAACACGCAGACAAACGCAGAGGAAUUCUAGGAAGCGUUCAGACAUUGAGUAUUAGUCGAAAUGACGCCCUUCAAUUCCAAACAUCUAAAUCUGUUCCAUUAAUUUUGUGGAGUCCCCAUCGCUGUUUAUUGUCGAUUGACAUCUCAUAA
Molecule: messenger RNA, 888 nt
Organism: Plasmopara halstedii
Lineage: Eukaryota; Oomycota; Peronosporomycetes; Peronosporales; Peronosporaceae
Product: ribonuclease p protein subunit p30
Exons: 5
Coding region: 1-888 (295 amino acids)
Biological process (GO): tRNA processing
Cellular component (GO): nucleolar ribonuclease P complex
Molecular function (GO): RNA binding
Source: RefSeq, a predicted model, not a curated record